Molecule: messenger RNA, 5210 nt
Organism: Myotis daubentonii (Daubenton's bat)
Lineage: Eukaryota; Metazoa; Chordata; Mammalia; Chiroptera; Vespertilionidae
Biological process (GO): regulation of transcription by RNA polymerase II
Cellular component (GO): nucleus
Molecular function (GO): DNA-binding transcription activator activity, RNA polymerase II-specific; RNA polymerase II cis-regulatory region sequence-specific DNA binding
Source: RefSeq, a predicted model, not a curated record
GGUUACCCUGUCGUGCUGUGAUGUGCACAGGUAGUGGGAGCGCUAGCCAGGACUCGGGGAGACCCAGGAAACCUAGAAAUGGACUCCGUGGCCUUUGAGGAUGUGGCUGUGAAGUUCACUCUGGAGGAGUGGGCCUUACUGGAUCCUUCACAGAAGAAACUCUACAGAGAUGUGAUGAGGGAAACCUUCAGGAACCUGGACUCCAUAGGUAAAAGAUGGGAAGAACAUGACAUUGAAGAUCAGUACAAAAACCAGAGGAGAAAAUUAAGAAAUCCAAUGGUAGAGAAACUCUGUGAAAGUAAAGAGGUUAGUCAAUAUGGAGAAAACUUCAGCCUUAUUUCAAAUCUCUGUCUGAACAAAAAAACCACCAGAGUGAAACAACACGAAUGCAGAGUAUGUGGAAAGGUCUUUGUAUUUCAGUCAUUGCUUAGCAAGCACUACAGAUGUCACACUGGACAAAAAACAUAUGAAUUUCAGAAAGAUGCAAAGAAGCCAUAUAAAUGUAAAGAAUGUGAUAAAGCCUUUAGUUAUCUAAACUGGUUGGAAAAACAUGAAAGAACCCACCAUGGAGGAAAUCCUUAUGAAUGUAAAAUAUGUGGUAAAGUCUUCAGGUCUUCCAGAAAUGUUAAAGUACACAGAAGAACUCACACUGGAGAGAAACCCUACGAAUGUAAAAUAUGCAGUAUAGCAUUUAGUUAUCUCAGUAAUCUUCGAAGACAUGGAAGAGCUCACACUGGAGAGAAACCUUAUGAAUGUAAAAUAUGUGCUAAAGUCUACAGAGACCACUGGUCUUUUCAGAUACAUGAAAGAGUUCAUACUGGAGAGAAGCCCUAUGAAUGUAAGAAAUGUGGUAAAGCCUACAUAUCUUACAGGUCCUUAAAGAGACACAAAAAUUCUCACACUGCAGAGAAAUCACAUAAAUGUAAAAUUUGUAGCACAGCAUUUUGGUAUCCGAGUGAACUUCGAAGACAUGAGAGAAGUCACACUGGAGAGAAACCCUAUGAAUGUAAAAUAUGUAGCAUAGCAUUUAGGUAUCUCGGUGAUCUUCGAAUACAUGGAAGAACUCACACUGGAGAGAAACCCUAUAAAUGUAAAAUAUGUAGCAAAGCAUUCACUUAUUCCAGUUCACUUCCAAAACACAAAAAAGUACAUGCUGGAGAGAAACUCUAUGAAUGUAAAAAUGCAGUAAAGCCAACAAGCAUCACCGUUCCUUAAAAGCCCAGGAAAGUGCUCGCACUGGAGAGAAACCCUAUGAAUGUAAACAGUGUGGCAGUCUAUAGAUAGCACUGUUCCCAAAAAUCUCAUGGAAGCAUUCAACCACAGGGAAGCCCAUUAAUGUAAAAUACGUAGUGAAGCAUUGAGGUGUCUCGGUUAUAUCUGAAGACAGGAGACAACUCUCCCUGGAAAGAAAUGCUUUGAAUAUAAAGAGUGUGGCAUAGCCUACAGAUAUCAAAGUUUCUUAUCCAGACACAAAAGGACUCGUACUGGAGAGAAACCCUGUGAAUAUAUGCAAUGCGAUAAAGCCCACACAGAUCCCAGUUCCUUACGAAGACACCAAAGAGCUCGUACUGGGGAGAGACCCUGUGAAUGAAAACAGUGUGGAAAAGUCUAAAGAGAUCCCAGUUUGUUACGAAGACCUGAAAGAGCUCAUACUAGAGAGAAACCCUGUGAAUAUAAGAAAGGUAGAAAGCCUUUAUUGAGAUCACACAACCUUUUGAGGACACAUGACAGUGCACACUGAAGAAAAAUUAUAGAAAUGUGCAGAAUUUGGGAAACGCUUCAGUUAUAAUAGAUUCUAUCAAAAGCAUGAUAGGACUCACUAGAUUAAUAUUCUUGAAUGUAUACAGUAUGGGAAAGACUUGAAUUUGUCCACAUUCUUACAUGUGAAAACUCCCACACAAAAAUAAACAUGCUAACAUGAGAAAGCUUGAUACAAAUUAAUCCUAUAUAAUAAAGAGCUAAUAUGGAAAUGGUCGUCACGCCAUCAUGCUGGGGGAAUCUGAGGCUGCGCCCCCUGCCCGGUGGGGCUUGACGGGGGACCUGAGGCUGUGCCCCCCAGCCCAGUGCCAGGCCAGAGGACCUGAGGCUGCGACCCCCGCCUGGCUGGGCUUGAUGGGGGUGGGGCCAUCCAGGUUUGGGUCUCGCGCAAUUUCAGGGCAUGUGCGGGUGGGCAGGGACUUGACUCUGGGUCCUGCGGUGCGCUCCAGACUCUGACAGGAGGGAGAUUUUCAUAUACAUUUUACUAAUUUUCUUUCAUCUCUGACACUUGUAUUAUAGAGAAAGGGCAAAUAGCAAUAUUAAAAUAUUUCCUCUAAUUAAUUCCCCUUUAAUGUGCAUGGAUUUUGUGCACUGGGCCACUAGUUUAUGUGUAAUGUGCCAGAAAACUUUCAACAUAAGUUAUAAAUAAUGAUGCAAAUAUAUUAUGUUUAUUGAACCUCUUUUUAUAGUGUGUCGUUAGACUGGAUUUCUACUAAUUACUUUCAGAAAUGUAUCACAUGAGAUAAUGAGUUUUUUUAAAAACAAUAAUACAUAAGAUUGAAUGAUAUAAUGUUUUUAAAAAAUAUCUUAAUUUAAACUUUUAAAUAAAAAAUAUUUUGUAGGAGUGGUAAGCACACAAUUCAAUAUGUAGAUAAUAUAUGUAGAAUAGUGUACCUGAAACCUAUAUAAUUUUGUUAACCACUCUCAUCCCAAUAAAUUCAAUUUUAAAAAAGCUGUGGUACAUUUAUACAAUGGAAUAUUACUCAGCCAUAAAAAAGAAGGCAAUCUUAUUCUUUGUGACAGCAUGGAUGGACCUUGAGAGUAUUAUAAGUGAAAUAAGCCAGUCAGAGAAAGACAAAUAUCAUAUGAUUUCACUUAUAUGUGGAAUCUAAUGAACAAUAUAAACUAACAAAGUGGAUGGAGACAGACUCAUGGGUAUAGAGAGCACAGUGAUGGGUGUUGGAGACGAAGUUGUUGAGGGCAGGGUGAGAAGGGUGAAGGGAGUAAGCAAAGAAAAAAAAGACUCAUGAACACAGAAAACAGUGUGGUGAUUGCCAGAAGGAAGGGGGAUGACAGAGGUAGAAGAGGGUAAAUGAGGGAUAAGUGGUGAUAGGAGACUUGACUUGCAGUGGUAAACACAAAAUACAAUAUACAGAUGAUAUAUUGUAGAAAUGUGUAUUUCAAAGCUGUAUAAUUUUAUUAAUGCCCCCAAUAAAUUUGAUAAUUCUUUUUUUAGAGCAUUGGCUAUUUAUUUAUUGCAAUCCACAUCUGAGAAUGUUUUUAUUGAUUUUUAGAGACAGAAAGGGAGAUAGAAACAUCAAUGUGAGAAACACCAAUUGGUUGCCUCCCAUAUGCAACCUGAUAGGGGAUCAAACCCACAACCUAGGUAUGUGCCCUGACCAGGAAUGAAACCUGCAUCCUUUUGGUGUACAGUACAAUGCUCCAGCCAACCUAGCCACCGGCCAAGGCUAAAUAAAUAUAUUUUAAAAAUAUUUUCUCUUGAUUUUGAAGUCUGUUAGAUCCAUGGGUGAAUUGAAGUGUAUUUUUUUAGAUAUAGUUAGGUUAAAUUUAUUUAAAAUGUUUUAUUCUAUGUUGAGGGCCCAUUGAAAAGGACAGUUUGGUAUUUGGAUUUUCCUAGUGGCCAGUGGGAUGAGAUAAAAAGAUGCAUAUUUCUUUUACAUAGGUGGGUAUAGGAUAGUAAACAGUUAAUUAACAUGAUAAUAACAGUGAGAGGAUUUGUGGUCUCUGGUCUGGUUCAGCUGUUGUGCUUUGAGGGGUUCAGAAAAAAAGAAAAUGACUUUGAUUCCAAAAGUACUGUUAUCAGGUCUGAUAGAUGCAAAAAGACAAUGACAGUUCCAGUUAAGAUAAAGAUUGGCCUUUGUUAGGAAAAAACACUGGCCUAGAACAUGACUACCUACCAUGUACUUACUGCUUUAAGUUAGAAAGGUUUUUUGUUUGUUUAUUUUUAAAUAUGUUUUUGUUGAUUUCAGAGAGGUAGGGAGAGGGCAAGAGGGAUAGAAACAUCAAUGAUGAAAGAGAAUCAUUGAUUGGCUGCUUCCUGCACAUCCCCCACUGGGGAUUGGGCCUGCAACCCAGGCAUGUGCCCUGAUCGGAAAAUAAACUGUGACCUCCUGGUUCAUAGGUCACCGCUCAACCACUGAGCCAUGCUGGUCGGGCAAAUUAGAAAGUUUUAAUUUCAGACCAUCCUAUGUGGUUACUUUCAGUUUCUGAGUUUGUAAGGCCAUCAUGCAGGCUUCCCCUAAGCCUUUCAGGUUUAAUAUGUGGCCCCUUUUUGUCCACAUAUUGUGUCUUUUUCUCUGACAAAGUUCUUUUUUAGAGGUGAUGAGAAUCGGAGCCUUCCCCCCCUAUUUUUCAUAUUAAUAAAUAGUUGUAAUAAAUUUGAUAUAUGUCAAUUUUAGGUUAGAGUAUAGUCAUGUGAUUUGAUAAAAUUGAUUUCACAGAGAGGAACGGAGAGGGAGAGAUAGAAACACCAAUGCUAGAGAAACAUCAAUUGGCUACCUCCUGCAUGCCCCCCUCUGGGGAUUGAGCCCAUUACUUGGGCAUGUGCCUUGACCGGGAAUCGAAUUUGUAAUCUCCCUGCCUCCCCAAAUCAUUCAAUAGGCCUUGACAAGUGAAAUUAGUAUCUUGAUGAGAUAUCUGCACAUCCGUGUUUAUUGCAGCAUUAUUCACAAUAACUAGGAAACAACCUAGAUGGCCUGUGGGUGAAUGAAUGAAGAAAAUGUGGUAUAUUUGUGUAUAUGUGUAUAUUAGAAUAUUAGCCAUAAAAUGAAGAAAAUCCUGCCAUUUAUGAUAACAUGAAUGAAUCUAGAGAGCAUUAUGCUAAGUGAAAUGAGCCAGACAGAGGACAAAUAUUGUAUGGUAUCACUUACAUGUGGAAUCUUAAGGGGAAACAAAAGCUGAUUUUAUAGAAAUAAAGAAUAGAAUGGUGGUUGCUCCGAUGGGAGAAAUGGGGUAAUGUAGGUCAAAGGGUACAAAUUUUUAGUUGAAGAAAAAAGUUCUGAGGCUCUCAUAUACAGCAUGGUGACUGUAGUUAAUAAUGUUAUUGUAUACUUGAAAUUUGCUGACAGUAGAUCUUAGGCAUUCUCACUACAAAAAAAAAAAAGAAUUAACUAUGUGAAAUAAUAGAUGUGUUAAUUACCUUGAUUCACAUGUAGAUGUAUAUCAAAUUGUCACAUUAUAUAAUUUUAAUAUAUAUAAUUAUGUUCGUCAAU